AUCUACACCUGGGCAGUUGGCCUGUUUUGGCCUCAGUGGGUUUUAAACACCAUCUUAUCCAAUAUAACAGGUCCGUCUUUUCCCUCUGCUGUAUAAUGCCAGAUUUUAACAACUUUUGUUGCAUUUAUGCCAAAUGACAAGCAAGAAAUUGAGGAAAGGGGACAUCUCUCCCCAGGGGCAAGGCUGGGCAGAUACUAUGAAGGAGUACUGAGGACAGAGGGGAGGAGUAAAAAUCCUGCUCAGCACUUUGCAGUUAGGGAGGUGAAUUAGUGCGGAACCCACUGUUCAGUCAGAACUUUAGGCUGCAGCUCGAAGGAUCACCAGCUUGACUUUUUUUGGACCAGCAAAAGUUCCAUGCAGAAACAUCUUGAUACGUGUUGUUUUUUUUAAAUCAGAAUUUUGGGCUAUUCUCCCUGAAUCAUACAGGUGGCAACAUGUUAGAACAGGUUCUGUCAUUUGGCCGUUCCCUGGUGCGCCGCAAGUUGGUUGACCUUAACAGUUUGGAGGACUCCAAGCUCUGUCGUUGCCUGGGAACUGUGGACCUGAUCGCCCUGGGAGUGGGCAGCACUCUGGGUGCAGGUGUCUAUGUCCUGGCCGGAGAAGUAGCCAAGGGAGACUCUGGACCCAGCAUAGUCAUCUCCUUCCUCAUUGCUGCCCUGGCCUCCGUCAUGGCUGGCCUUUGUUAUGCUGAGUUUGGAGCUCGCGUCCCAAAGACCGGUUCUGCUUACCUUUACAGUUAUGUGACUGUAGGGGAGAUCUGGGCCUUUAUCACGGGUUGGAACCUGAUCCUCUCCUAUGUGAUUGGUACCUCCUCAGUAGCUCGAGCCUGGAGCGGAACAUUUGAUGAAAUGACAGGAGGACACAUAGAAAUAUUUUGUAAAACUUACUUCAGCAUGAACUCUCCCGGUCUGGCUCAGUACCCUGACUUCUUUGCAGUCUGUCUGAUUCUGCUGCUGUCUGGACUCCUGUCAUUUGGGGUGAAGGAGUCAGCCUGGGUCAAUAAAGUCUUCACCUCUGUCAAUGUGCUCGUACUCCUCUUCGUCAUCAUCUCUGGCUUUGUCAAAGGAGACACAAACAACUGGAAGAUAACAGAAGAAUCUCUAGUAAAUGUCACAAUAGUUGCCAGGGACUUAUCAGUCAUGGGCAACGUGAGCAGUGAUUAUGGAGCUGGAGGAUUCAUGCCAUACGGUUUCAGUGGGACAUUAGCAGGAGCCGCCACCUGCUUCUAUGCUUUUGUCGGCUUUGACUGCAUAGCAACUACAGGUGAGGAGGUGAAGAACCCUCAGAGAGCCAUUCCCAUCGGUAUUGUGAUAUCACUUACUGUGUGUUUCCUGGCGUACUUUGGUGUUUCGGCCGCACUCACACUCAUGAUGCCUUACUACCUGUUGGAUGAGAAAAGCCCUCUGCCCAUGGCUUUUGAAUAUGUGGGAUGGAGCCCUGCCAAAUAUGUGGUCGCUGUAGGUUCGCUCUGUGCCCUGUCUACCAGUCUGUUGGGCGCCAUGUUCCCCCUACCACGCAUUCUCUUUGCCAUGGCACGAGAUGGCAUUCUGUUCAAAUUUAUGUCCAAAGUGAGUAAGCGGCAGUCACCUGUGGCUGCCACCAUGGCGGCAGGUACCACUGCGGCCAUCAUGGCUUUCCUGUUUGACCUCAAAGCGCUGGUCGACAUGAUGUCUAUUGGAACUCUGCUGGCCUACUCACUGGUUGCUGUGUGUGUACUGAUUCUCAGGUACCAGCCAGAUGGAGCUUUGGAGGGGAAAAGGGGAGGUGGCUGUAAAAGGGACUAUCUGUCCUCUGAGGAGUGCGAGUCUGAACUGACCGAAUCUGAGUCCCACCUCAACACCCUAAAAACAGAAGGCUCAGUUCUGCUAGCAGUCCUGCACCCACCUGCCUCUCCCUCUGAGCAUUCAUCUAGCGUGGUCAGCAUUUCCAUUUGUGUGCUAGUGCUGCUGACAUGUGUGAUCAGCUAUCUGACCACUUACCACAUCGACUCCAUCAUUGAUAUAGAAGUGUGGAUCCUGGCAUCACUGUCUGUGUGUCUCCUUGUCUUUGGUGGCUGCGUCGUAAUGAUCUGCAGACAGCCUCAGACCACUCAGAAGGUUUCCUUCAUGGUCCCCCUUUUGCCCUUUCUGCCUAUCCUCAGCAUAUUUGUUAAUAUUUACCUCAUGGUUCAACUGAGUGGAGACACCUGGAUACGUUUUUCCGUGUGGAUGGCGCUAGGCUUCUUGAUCUACUUCAGUUACGGCAUGUGGCACAGUGUGGAGCGCCGGCGCCUUCUCCAGGGCAACAGCAGCAGUGCCAAGCAGGCUGGCUCGGCAGCAGUAGAGAAGGAACAGGAGCAGUUCAUCUGCCCAGAGAAGACCAGUCAGUUUUAAGGUUACUCAAUUUUACUGCUAAUAGACUGUGAGGUGAAUCGCAGGCCCAACACACAUGUAACUACCGUAAGCCUUGAGUAACUUGUAGAAACAGCUUCGCCAACGUGGUCCUCGCUACAUUCAGUCUGUGAAAGCCAUGUCAGUAUUUUGUGUGAUGAGGAGUUGCUCUAUUCUGAUCUCUUUCACUGUGAUGGAACACACACACUGCAAUGAGACAUUGUGUUUAGAGCACAAUGGAAAGGACAGGUAACACACUGGAGAGUGACUUUCCCGCAGACUAAAGCAGUCAGAAGAAGACUGAGAUUUAAAAAAUGUUUUUUUUUUUACUAUGGACGUUACGUUAGAGAUUUAACGUAUCAUUAUAAGCAGAUUGACUUUUUAAACUUUUUUUAAAAUUCCUGUCUUCAUUUAAUGGUGUAUUUUAUUUUUAGGCUUUUGUAACAACAAUUAGGUACACUUGCACAAACUAAAGCAGCACCACUGCAAACUAAAACCACCAAAACACAUUAAAGCAAUAUCUCUCUGACAAUGACCAUCCAAA
Phycodurus eques (leafy seadragon) is the source of this 2913-nucleotide messenger RNA. It is a transcript of the gene slc7a2, whose product is annotated as solute carrier family 7 member 2. Gene Ontology annotation, molecular function: amino acid transmembrane transporter activity. The coding region runs from base 435 to 2372 and encodes 645 amino acids. Gene Ontology annotation, cellular component: plasma membrane. Lineage: Eukaryota; Metazoa; Chordata; Actinopteri; Syngnathiformes; Syngnathidae. The transcript has 12 exons. The record is from RefSeq and is a predicted model, not a curated record. Gene Ontology annotation, biological process: amino acid transport; transmembrane transport.